Molecule: messenger RNA, 495 nt
Organism: Fusarium sp. VM40
Lineage: Eukaryota; Fungi; Ascomycota; Sordariomycetes; Hypocreales; Nectriaceae
Source: the annotation of a GenBank genome assembly
AUGAAGUUCGUUGCUGCUCUCGCUUUCGCUGCCGGCGUCGCUGCCCACGCCAAGAACGUCACCUACACCACCGAGGUCGUUACUGCUUACACCACCUACUGCCCCGGUCCUACUGAGAUCGUCCACGGCGACAAGACCUACACCGUCACUGAGGCCACCACCCUGACCAUCACUGACUGCCCUUGCACCGUCACCAAGCCCGUCCUGACCACCUCCGCUGUUGUCUGCCACAACUGCCCUGCCCCUACCCACGAGGCUGGCAAGCCCGGUCACCCCGGCCAGCCUGAGAAGCCCGUCCACGGCGGUAGCAACUCUACCCUCGUCCCCGUCUACCCUACCGGCUCCCACGGUGGUGAGGGCAGCCACCCCGGCAAGCCCGUUGCUACCCCCACCGGUGGCUCCGGCGAGCAGGUCCCUACCGCUGGGGCCGGCAAGGUCGCCGCCUUCUCCGGUGCCGGCCUCGCUGCCCUCGUCGGUCUCGCUGCUUUCCUGUAA